AUGAAGGUUGGGGUUUUCGAGGAUCUGGGAGAAAAACGGGUUUGUCAUUUCACACGCGACACAACAGCGAGAGGAGCACAGCAACUGGAUAGAGCAUUCAGCGCGCUCAAGAACCAGGGAAUAGAUAAUGUGCAGCACUGCUCAGAAAAAAGGCACAGCGAGCAGUCGAGAGAAGAGGAAGUCGCAAUGAAGAGAGGGAAUAAUGGUAAAGAUGGCACUGGAAUCGACUCCGAAGAGGAGGAAGUCGAUUCGAAGCCCGCUGCCCUUGAUAUGGAAUCUUUGGCUGCCGCCACCACAAGAUCUUCUGAAGUCCAACGGGAGGACCGGACCCUCGAGAAUCACCAAGAAAACUUUGUACCCGACGAUGAAAAGAAAGCACAGAAGGCUAGUUCGGCGCCAUUUGGUGAAGGUGUUCCAGCGGCGAAAGCUGGCAUUGGCAACACUGGCGGUACUCCCGCCGCUGUGGCCAAAGGUGCUAGCCUAUCAGAAAAGAAACCCAAAGAUCAAGAACCCGGCGCAUCACCCAUCAUGGCAAGUACUGCAGCAAAAGUUGCAACUGGCGCUACUAGUGACCAGACCGCGUCCCCGAGUUUGCCACCGCCGGAUGCUGUGGUAGCAGCAGAUGAGAAAACCAGAGAAUCAACCAACGUUGCAACAGUUUGGGAUGCACAGGAGUCUAUACUAGUAGAUGCCUCUCAAAGUGUUGCGAUGAACGAAACUGUUGAGCACGAAGACCUUUCAAACAACACCAUCACCAUCAACACCUCAUCGCAACCGGGGGCCUUCAGAGUGCCAGGUAGGUCAUCAAUUCAAUCAUCAGAGUCAUCUCCACCGGAUAGCUCCAUGGUGAGCUCAGAAGAGCUAGUUCAAGCAAUCAGAGACUCUGCUGAUAUUGAAUCCAAUGACGGGCUUAUUGAAGCAGAUCCUGUGGAGAGAGAUAGUGUGCUAUUCCGUCAACUACCCCGAGCAGAGAUGGUUACUCGUAGGCCGCUGGAGCAGCCACGGCCCAAACGAGACCAGCAAUACAUCAGAGUCCUGGGUUUCCUUUUCUUUGCCUUGGCAUGUUUGAUCCUUGGGAUAUUCCUUGGUCAAGUCUUGCAGCACCAGAGGGAAUGUCUUUGGUUCUCAAGUGCCUAUGGCAGAUUCAGUGAAGAUGGCCGAGACUAUCAGGAGGAGAUUCAAAAUGACAUUGACCCUUGCAACCACCAAGGCAGAAUCCAGACUAUCAUCCUUGAUGACUUGGAGCUCUCUGCGUUUCAACCUUCUAUCCCCCCAGAAAUUGCAUUGUUGUCCUCGUUGUCAUACUUUGUCUUGCGUCGAAAUGGAAUCGAUGCUACCCUGAGAGGUUGGGUGCCACCGGAAAUAUACAAGAUGCAGAAUCUCACCUACCUGGGACUCAACCACAAUGAGAUGCUUACAGGACAAAUCCCAAGUGAGCUUGCCAUGUUGACAAGCCUUCAAGAAGUACAGCUAGACAGCUGCUCUCUUUCAGGGAGCCUCCCUACUGAGUUUGGGCUACUGCAAAAUGCCAGAAAAUUUGAGGUCAAUCGAAACAGAGCGAUCAAAGGCACUAUUCCCACUGAGUUUGGUAUGAUGACCAGCAUCCAUGAAAUGAGCCUCAACCAGAAUAAGCUGUCUGGAUCUCUUCCAAGUGAGCUGUUUCAGAUGACAGAGAUCAAGGAGCUUCAGCUGGCAAGAAACAAGUUCACAGGAACCCUUCCAGUUGAGCUUGGUUUGCUGACAAGGCUCGCAGAUUUGAGGGCACAGAAGAACAAGUUGUUUGGUACAGUGCCCAGUGAGCUCGGGCUACUAACAAGGCUCACCAGGCUGAACUUUGGCUACAACAACCUGGAAGGAGAGAUUCCAUCAGAGAUUGGAAGGCUCACUGCCAUCACCCAACUAUAUCUCAGUGCUUCAUCACUCUCUGGCCCUAUUCCAUCCGAGUGUGGAUUGCUGACGAAUGUAACCAGCCUUGUUGUAUUUGACAACAAUCUUUCCUUCAUCACAAGUGAACUUUGGCAGUUGGCAAACAUAAACCAUCUCCGAAUCAAUGGCAAUCAGUUCAAUGGGCAAGUUCCAACAGACGUUGGUCAGAUGAAAGCAAUGGUGGAACCGAAAGCCUUUGAGAACUCAUUCACUGGGGCCCUGCCCAGUGAACUUGCUCUACUGACUGGCAUGACAACAUUGGAGCUCCAUGGUAAUCAGUUUUCUGGUUCGAUCCCAAGUGAGCUGUCGCUGUUGGCAUUGAAUGGUGCCUUGAAUUUUCUGACUCUUGGUGGCAAUGCUCUCUCUGGGGUAGUUCCCGAUGGUUUAUGUGCCCUGGGCCAAUACAACACUUCCAGGAAAGACGCUCAUGGCCUGCAAUUUGACUGUGACGCGCUCCUUUGUGGGUGUGAUUGGUGUAGUUGUAGCUAA
This is a messenger RNA of Seminavis robusta, 2415 nucleotides long. Lineage: Eukaryota; Bacillariophyta; Bacillariophyceae; Naviculales; Naviculaceae. The record is from the annotation of a GenBank genome assembly.